This is a messenger RNA of Chrysemys picta bellii (western painted turtle), 658 nucleotides long. Lineage: Eukaryota; Metazoa; Chordata; Testudines; Emydidae. The record is from RefSeq and is a predicted model, not a curated record.
UGGCCCGGGGGGAGGUUUCCGGCCCAGCGGAGGCGUCGCUCUCUGGGCCCCGCUCGCUCUGGUUUCUGUGACUCACGUCCGGUGGGGGCUGCCUGGAUCCUGCCGCCCCGCGGGGUCGGGGUCGGGAUCUCACUCCAGGACCCCUGCAGCCCCCGGCGCCAUGGCUCUGCACCGCCUCUGCGUUUGCCUGCUCAGCUGGUCCGGUUCCUGGGCGCAGGACCUGUGGGUUUCCCAGCCCGGCUCCGUGCAGGGCACCGAGGGCGGCUCCGUCACCUUGCCCUGCUUCUACAACAGCACCCGGGAGCCCCGGCUGGGCAGCUACACCUGGGUGAAGGAGGUGGCGGGUGCCCGGCUGGAGCUGAGCGACGGGACCCAGGAGUUCAGGGGCCGGGUGAGCCGGGCCCAGGACCAGAGCUUCCUGCGGGAGCGGAGAGCCGACGUGGAGCUGCGGGAGCUGAGACCCUACGACACCGGGACCUACCGCUGCCUGGUGAAGAUCCCCACCCUGGGCGAGGGGGCGGGGAACGGGACGUGGCUCCAGGUGCUGAAAGCGGCGUUUCACACCGACAGGGACACGCCCAGCUGCCCUUACACGCAGGGUCUCUGCCACCUGCCUCCCGGCUUCACUUUCACCAGCGUUUCAGUGUUUUCUCAGUGA